CACACACACACACACACACACACACACUGGAGGACUGUCCAUUUGACUAAAUAUGUUGAAGAGGUAGGAUUAAGGAAGAAAUUAUGGGUAGAAAUAUAUAAACGCCAACAACAAGAAAGAGAAGAACAACAACGACAAACAUAAAACAGACAUGUAAAAAUGAGGAGGGAGAAAGUUUUUUUCCAUAUAUUUUUUGAAGACAAAAUGUAUGACAAACAAAUUUAUGAAACUUUCUCUUUAGCCUUUUAUUCUAAAAGUUUUUAAAUUCUACUACCCCAAUAAUAAUAAUAAUAAUAUGAAGGAAUCGUUCAUUUCUAACAUUAUAUGAUAUGAUUAAUUUCUUAUCAGUUUUUAUAAUGAUCUAAAUUAUGUAUUAUAUAAUUCCAGUGAUUUACGAUUAUACUCAGCUUGGAAUUGAUGAUGAAAACAUUUGAUUGAAUUAUUCUAUAUUUUCAGUAUAAAGUGAUGAGUGGAAAUUAUUCAAAAUUAUCCAAUUGAUUUUAAAAAAACUCAAAGGAUUUCAUAUUUUAUUUCAUGAAAUACUAAGGGGAUGACUACAACUCUUUCGGAGAUUUUUCGUUAUUUAUUUUUAGUACUACACUGCUGCAGCAAUAUGGUAUAUCCUUUUCAUGAAGAUCAAAAUGUUACAUCACAGCAUUUAGAACUGAAAACCUCCACCAAUAAAAAUGAUAGUAUAAUUGUUGAAGCACUAUGGGAUGAAGCCACUAGAAAUCAAACACAAACUACAAUACAGGCUGGUGACUCCAUAACAUUUGUAUGCCGUAUAUGGACUUUUGAUCCAAGUCUUAAAUAUGCAUUAAAGACAGGAGUACAUAAACCUGAACAGUCAGUAUUUUUAUUCUGUCCAAUGAGUGUUGCCUACUGUGCUCAAGAUUGUUUGCUGGUCGAUGCUAACUGGCCAUUUCAAUGUACUAGACAGUUCAGAAUAGUAUCUAAUUCAGAUUUAAUUUGGUCUAAAUCUAGAGAAUUUUUAGAUGAUGCAGAAGAGUGGCGUUUACAAGAAGUUAUCUAUAAGGUGGAUAUUGCUACUAUCAUUUCUACUGGUUCAUGGAGUUGUUCAUAUGGUGGAUAUCAUUCUAACAGUUUGGAACUUCUUGUACGAGAUCGACCUGCUCUUUUAUCACUAACCUCAAGUCCACCUAGUCCUGUUUCAACUGGAGAUAAUGUCAAGUUAACAUGUGAAGCUGCUCCUAGUCCUAAUGCUCCAUGGUAUUCAUUUGUAUGGCGUCGUCUUGGAAGUCCGCUGCCUCUAGCACACUCUACUCUACGUUUAUCUGACACGAUCUCCGUGUUAACACUGAUAUCUAUACAACCAACUGACGACGGGAUUUACACUUGUCGCAUAUUACAGUCUAGUUCAAAUGCAGUAAACGAUGAAUGGUGGGAGAAAUCUGAGAUUGUAGAAUCAAAAAUCGGUAAUUCUACAGGCAAAAUGAUGAAACUUACAAAAGACCCAGCAAUUAGACGUCUACAUUUAAGUGUUUUUCAUCCUCCGACGCAUUUAAAUCUCACUGUUCACCCGAUUGGACCUUACAAACCUCAAACUAAGGUCAAUUUCACUUGUCAUGUUCAUGGGGGUAAACCAAAACCGAUGAUUCACUUUUAUCGUACAACUCUUCACUUAAACAACGGAAAUAUUUCUUAUCUACAGUCGAAUUCACAGAAUGUGAAACAUAUGCUAGAGAAUAUAACACAAUCAGUCCAGUCAACAGAGUUGAUAUGGCAAUUAACAGAGGCUGAUAAUACAGCAAGUUUUGGUUGUGCUGCUACAAGUCCUGUUAUUAAAGAUCAAAUCUACUCUGGAUUCAUUAAAACAGAGAUUAUUUUUCCACCUGGUCAACCCAUACUCUCAGCAUCACCACACGGUCCAGUAAGUGAAAAUCGUACCAAAGUGUUCACAUGUCAGUCUUCUAAAGGUAGUAAUCCAACAGCUAAAAUUCUAUGGGAACUUAUACCCGCUGUGGAAUAUAUAACUGCUACUGCUGUCUCAAAAAGAAAUUAUGCCAACCAAACUGGAACAAAUGAAAAACAAACAACUAUUCAGCCUAAAAGAAAUUCUGAUUUUCAAAUGGAAAUGUCUGAUACCUAUUCAAAUACCAAAGAAGAUCCUAACAACAAAGGCUACAUGGCAUACAGCGAGAUACGUUUGAUAGCACGACCAUGGUUUAACGGUGCCAGAGUAUUCUGUCAUUUGAUAUGGAAUGAAGAAGGGAAUUAUACCGAUAAGCGUCAACAUGACUAUCAUAAAACAGUCUAUUUAUCCAUUGAAGUGUUUUUUUGUCCAUCAGCUGUCAGUUUAAUCACAAUCCCACAGAAUGGAAUUCAAGAAACCUAUGGUGAGCAAAUCCUUGAAUGUACAGCAACAUCGUCUCAUCCUCCAGCAAUAAUCAAUUGGUUUCAACAUAACUCAUCUGGAAGUGUUCAUAAAACUACAACAGAAAAUGUGAUAAUGGAAAGUUCGCUGAUGAAAGUUGAAGCAUUGCCUAAAUCAAACUUGUUAAUUACAACUGAAACAUUCCCGGGAAUUCAUGGUGGGAAACGUGUGGUUAGCAGAUUGAAAUUGAAUAAUAUUUCCAGAAAUAAUGAUGGUAUGCUGUACACAUGUGUGGUCAAACAUAUUGAAUGGACAGAAUCAAUUAGUCGAACACAUCAGUUAAUGGUAUUAUAUCCACCGGAGCUGAAAAUGCUCAUCUCACCAAAAACAUGGCAAAAGCGUUUCCAAUCUAAUCAGACAACAGUUUUGUGUGAAGCAGAAGGCGGUCGUCCAAGAUACAUUGAAGAAGACUAUACUGUUGAAUAUAACCAAAUAAAAUCACGAAACAAUGAAAGUGUUUCUGCGUUGAACCGCCUACUUCGUCACGAUGAAAGCAGUAUGUGGAAAUUCAGUUGGAAAUUUCGUCCACAUUAUCCAGAUAAUUGGAUGGAGUACGAAAAUCAAGAAUCAGUUUCUGAUAAUUUAAAAGUUCCCCAAACAUCGAACAAGUUGGUUUUCAGUCAUCCCGGGAGGAAACAAGCUGGUGAAUACACGUGUCUGCUUGAAGGUCCAGCUGGAGUUUCACAAGUUACAAGAAGCUUAAACUUUGGGUUUCCACCAGAGUUGGCACCACCGGGAAUAACUUCAGUUACUGCUGCGCUUGAUUCACAAACAGUAAUUGAACUCCAUAUCUGGACUUAUCCAAUACCUUCUUUCAUAAUUGAUAAUUCAAAAAGAACUAAAGCUAAACAUCCUUCAUCCAAAAAUUGUGGUUUCUAUGAGACUGACACACAACCGCCAAAUAAAGUCAAUACGCUCAAAAAAACAACAUUCACUUGGUACAAAGUUAAAACAAAAAGAAUAUCAUCUGAAGUUGACAUACUUCAGAAAGAAUUAAUCCAUGACAACUGGUCACCAUCAAAACUAUCUGAAGCGGUAAACACAGGACAACGAAUUUGGACUGAUGCGGUACUUAUUCAGUUACCAUACUACGAUAGUGAUGAACAAAUCAAUAAAAAUGCUAGUCAAAAUAAUAAAGAAGAGACAUUACGUAAGAUACCAACUAUAAUUUAUCGAUUAUUUUUAAGUCCAAUUACAGAAAAAGAUUAUGGGGAAUAUAUGUGUGAGAUUGAACAUGAAACAGGAAAGAGACAGUUUUUUAUGCAAGUACAACCUCCAGGUGAUCCACCGAUCACUGUAAAAAUUAUUCGUUUCGUACGUGAACAGUCGCAUAUUCGAGUUUAUUUUGACCCUUUGAACCUUCUAAAGUCUAAGAAAACCAGUGGUGAUCAUGAUUUAGGCAAGAAUAAAAUCGAAAUGAAGACAGAGUUGGAGACGAACAGAAACGGAAAAAUUUCAUUGCCUCCAUCGUCUGUAAACGACAACAGACAACAGCUGAAAUGGAAAGCUUCAUUGAGAAUAUGCGCUUCUUUCUAUUCUGAACGUAAUAAAUUGUCUGGAAAUUCAAAUAACGAGUGUGCCUUUUCAUCACAUUUGUUAAAAAAGAUACCUAGAAGACCUAAUUAUGUCCCGCGGUUGGAGUCGUACCGUUUGCCGUCGAAUAAUUUGUACGGAAUCAGUUCACUGCCAAAUGAAUGUAUCGAAGCAUUAAUUGAAUAUCCUGAGAAGGGGAGAAUUGAAAUUCCCAUAAUUUAUUCAAACAGUUUUACAGAGAAAAAUUUAUCUAAUGUGAGACAAAGAAAUGAGACUAAUCAGACGUUAGAGGUGAAAAACUUACUGGAGGAUAAAACUAUGCAUAAUGAUAUUGAAGCAAUCAAAGUUUACUGGUCAGAUAAGGAGAAGCUGACCUACCAGUUUAGAUUUUAUGAUGAAACUGGAGGUUUAACAUAUGCAACGGAUUGGUUUUAUGAAGAUGAUAACUUCGUUAUGCAGUCCGCCAUUUCUAUGCUCAUUUAUCAUAAACCCUAUAUGUGGAUUAUAAUUGCUGGUGUAUUGAUUUUCAUUCUUUCGGCUAUUCUCUUAAUCCUCAUAUUACGGAAAAGAUUCAGCAUGAAAAAAGAUUUUCAAACAACUUUCAAUCAAAGUUUAACCCCACUGAAUAAAUCCAUAAUGAAUUCACCUGCAGCAUCACCAAUAGCUAAUUGUAAGCUACAAGAGAAUUUCUAUGUAGCCAAUAUGUCAGUUGUUGACAGUCCAUGUCCGCUAAUGAAUCGAAAUGAUCAAAUCAAUGGGAAACAGUUUUUACCACAAAUAUCACCAGCAUAUCACGACAAAGAUUUUAAGAAGCUUUCAAAUGAAUCAUAUCAAUCCAUGAAUAAAUAUACAAAUCCUCAACCUUUCCUCCAUCAAAAUAUUAUUCAUAAAACUGACAUGCUGAAUGAUGAAAAUGAAUCGUUGAAUAUGCCAAAAAAUCUUUUUGAAUUACGCUACAAUGAACUCGACCUAUCGCAUAACCAGUGCUCAAGUGAAGGUUUAGCCGAUGAAAUUAGUUAUAUCUCACCGGUAACUUAUUCCCCCGUUGCAUCACAUUUUAGUCCAUUGCCGUUGAUUCGAUCCACCGAUCAUAUGGUACCUUCGUCAUCCUUACUGUUCUAUAAUAAUAACAAUAAUUGUUGUUACAACAGAAAAUUUGGUUUUGAAAUGAAUCACUCGUUACCACCACUUUUUGGUCCAGUACCUUUUCGAUAUCAUUCUCAAUCAUUGAAUUCGUCAAGCGAGUUAUCAUCACCACUCUUAGGAAGUGGGAGUCAGUUGAGGAAACUUUAUCCAACACCUCCUAGUUUUUGUUAUCAUCAGAAUGCACAAAAUAUUAACCCCACAACAACAACAACAACACCUACUACUGGUAAUAUUAAUAGUAGUAGUAACAGUAAUAGUCGAAAUAAAUUAAGAUGUCAAGGCGGCAAAUUCGAUGGAAUUUCGAAUGUUGUCCGAAAGAAUCAAUCAAAGCUUAACAAUAUUAGCAAUGAUGAUCCACACAAUACUAUGACUCCUAACAAUCCAGCGAAAGGUACUCCAUUAGCUUCAAAUAAACAUGAUUACAGUGGCACACUGACAGAUUCAGGUGAACAGUUCAACUCGCUUAAAAAGCCUACAAAUAGAUCUCAUUUAAUUAAAAAUAAUUUAUAUUCACCUAAACAGCAGGGAUUCGAUUCAGAGGAAAUCAAUCAGCAUAACAGUAAUACAAACAAUAUUAAUACUAGUAGUCAAGAUAGCGCAGGUAUAUUUUACACCGAUAAGGUGAGUAAUAAUAACCCCAAUAGUAUGAAUAAUAAUAAUAAUGUUGCUGAUCACUAUUCAACACAGUGUGGUCUGAACAGAUUAGAUUUGAACCAUACAGUAUAUAAUACGCAUCCUUCAGAUUCUGAGCAUUUAUCAUCACCAGUUGCUGAAAGUAGACAAACCCCUUCUGCAUUUAAAACAAACAACUCAAGUGUGAUGAAUGGGAAUUCCCUGGCGAAUAAUGUAAGUAAGGUCAACGUCAAUGAUUUUCAUUUCAAUAAGAACCGAUACCUUGAGAAACAGCCGUGUAAAAUGACAAUGUCAACUUUUACCCAAAAUCUCAACCUAUUGGAUAGAUUGAGCCCAUAUGAUAAUACAACAACUAUUAGUAAUGUUGCCUAUAGUUCAUCUCCUACUAAUCGAAUGACUGUACACACGGAAGAUUUGCCAGUGGAUAAUAAAACUUCAAUCGAUGGUCAUUGUUUCCCUGAUAUGGGCGACAUUAAUACCAAGAAAUGCUGUAAAAUUAAUGCGAAAUCAACAGAUGUGUCGUAAAGGCUUAUACAGAUCUUGACCUUUUUUGGUAUCUUAUUUUGAAGAAGGAGAAGAAGCAAGAGUUAUGUAGUGAAUGAUUUAUCUAUCUAUCAUCUUUUUCCUAAAAUACUCGGUUGACGAUUAUAAGGCACUGGGAACUACUACCCUUUACUAUUCUAUUGUAAGAAUCCAUAGGGAACGCGAAGAGAAUAUUCAAAGUUUUACAUUGACAUUCUGUACAUAGAUUUGCAUACAUGGUAUUCUUUUGCCAAAAUUCAGUAA
This is a messenger RNA of Trichobilharzia regenti, 6493 nucleotides long. The record is from the annotation of a GenBank genome assembly. Lineage: Eukaryota; Metazoa; Platyhelminthes; Trematoda; Strigeidida; Schistosomatidae.